AUGUCGUUGUCUGUGUCAACCAACCCCACGGCGAGGGAUCGGAGUUACCAUUUAGAACCUGUUAAAGGCAACCCUGGCAGAGUAUCCGGUUUCUACCCCAGUGCGUUACCCAACUCGCAGUUCAUGGAUGUCUUCAGGAGUACACAAAGUAUCUUCCAUCCUCUCAAGUCCCUUGGACGACUGGUCACAGACACUCAAGCCGUUAUGCCUUUCAGUUUCAACGGAGUCCAGUCCUUUUUCAACCACAAUAGCCACCAGACAUCUGUCCUUCAAGAGCAAGUCUAUAACGUGUCAAGCAUUCCGUAUCUUAACAGAAUGCCGCCUACCCCACAUACCGUGUUCUCCAAGCACGAGGAAUUAGUCACCAGAGCCGCGGGACACAUAGCGGGAUCCCUGUCGGAAUUCAGCAGUCCGUCAAGCCAGAAAUCAUCUUCUCCUUCGAAGGACAGUAUCUUUUAUCUUCGCAACUCCAAUUCAAUCAUUGAGAAAACUAACACGUUUUGUUUCAGUGAAGAAGAUUUGUUCAAAGUUCUCUACGGUUACUCUAAGAAACAAGAGCAGAGCACGGGUCAUGCCAUAUCUGGCUUGGUCUUCCCUGGAAAUACAGUGCCUGAAACUCACUUUCCGCUGUUGGAUACAGAGGCACUUGAACUACCUGACGGAUUAUGUAUACUUCAGACAAAGUAUGUAGAUGUACCGCACUAUGGGAUUUUCGCAAACAAAACCGCCAUUCCAAAAGGGACAAGAUUUGGCCCUUUCCAAGGGAAGUUGGUGAAUACCAGCGAGAUCAAAACCUAUGAUGACAAUACAUUGAUGUGGGAGAUCUUUGAGAAUGGGCGCUUGAGUCACUUUGUGGACGGCAGGGGAUCUUCAGGAAACUGGAUGUCACUCGUAAAGUGCGCCCGAUUUCCAGAGGAGCAGAAUCUCAUAGCGAUCCAAAGCCAGAGUCAGAUCUUUUACGAGACUUGCAAGGAAAUUCGACCACAGCAAGAGCUUCUUGUCUGGUAUGGUGACUGUUAUGUGCAGUUCCUCGGAAUCCCACUGACACUGAAGGAAAUGAUGAACGAGGGAAACACACUGCUUUCAACCGAAGAUUCAGAGGGUUUCAAAUGUGAUCGAUGCGGGAAAGUCUUCGCCUAUAAAUACUACAGAGAUAAACAUUUAAAAUACACCCGCUGCGUGGAUCAAGGAGACAGAAAGUUCCCUUGUCAUCUUUGCAACCGAUCAUUUGAAAAGCGAGAUCGACUCAGGAUUCACAUUUUGCACGUUCACGAGAAACACAGGCCUCACAAGUGUUCCGUGUGUGGGAAAAGUUUCUCUCAGUCUUCCAGCCUGAACAAACACAUGCGCGUGCAUUCAGGCGAGCGGCCGUACAAGUGUGUUUACUGUAAUAAGGCAUUCACGGCCUCAAGCAUCCUACGGACGCAUAUAAGGCAGCAUUCUGGUGAGAAGCCUUUCAAAUGCAAGCAUUGCGGGAAAGCCUUCGCCUCUCACGCGGCUCACGAUAGUCACGUGAGGCGAACCCAUGCCAAAGACAAGCCACACUCAUGUGAAGUAUGUGGCAAUGCUUUCCAAGAAGUUCAAGAACUCAGAUAUCACAUGCAAAGUCAUAAAGCGGAGCGACCCGUUUUAGAUGCCACCGUUUCGUCACCAAUCCCGCCAAACCCCUCUUCGGAAGAUGUUGAUUUGUUUCCCAUAAGAAAAGAAUGCUCUAGGACACAAAAUCAACUGGCUGAAAAUUACUCAUACACUGGACUUGCUUCGCUAAACCCAGAAUACCGACCAUGGAAUUAG
This is a messenger RNA of Conger conger (European conger), 1794 nucleotides long. It is a transcript of the gene prdm14, whose product is annotated as PR domain containing 14. NCBI's taxonomy places the organism in Eukaryota, Metazoa, Chordata, Actinopteri, Anguilliformes, Congridae. Bases 1 to 1794 code for a protein of 597 amino acids. Gene Ontology annotation, molecular function: protein binding; RNA polymerase II transcription regulatory region sequence-specific DNA binding. The record is from RefSeq and is a predicted model, not a curated record. Gene Ontology annotation, cellular component: nucleus. Gene Ontology annotation, biological process: regulation of transcription by RNA polymerase II. The transcript is spliced from 8 exons.